This is a messenger RNA of Prunus mume (Japanese apricot), 528 nucleotides long. Lineage: Eukaryota; Viridiplantae; Streptophyta; Magnoliopsida; Rosales; Rosaceae. The record is from RefSeq and is a predicted model, not a curated record.
AUGGCGUCCAAGAAUGUUGACGGUCAAGAAAAAAUGUCAUGGCCUCCAAGACAUGAGACAAUAUUCAUACAUAUAUUGCAUGAACAUGUGAAGAAGGGUGACUUGCAGACAUCAACUUUUAAAAUGAAAGUUUGGGCAGAAAUAAGUGAUGAGUUGUAUGCACAAUGUGGACAAAAAUGUACUAUUCCACAACUUAAAUCUAAGUUUAAUAGGCUGCGAAUAGUACAUCAUGACUUCUCAGAUUUGAUUGAGCAUACGGGAGUUGGGUGGGAUCCUGUUGCAAACACAGUGAUUGCCUCAGAGGAUGUUUGGGCAAGUUACUUGAAGAGUAAGCCAAAAGCGAAGCAAUUUCGCACGCAAGGCUUAGAGCACUAUCAAAUUUUAGGGGAGAUAUUCAACACUACUACUGCAACCGGGCAAUUGCAUUAUGCCUCUAGUCAACUUCCUCCUAACUCCGAUGAUGAACCAGAUGGCUGUAGGGAUGUAGACACAUUAAAUGUGCUGGCAGCCAACAUGACAUUUCUGUGA